GACGAAGAAGAAGAUGGAGGCGAGUCUGUAAGAUUAGGGUUUAUACGAUUCUAGGAGGAAGAAACUAGACGACGAGCAAGAGGAAGCUGCGUUUAUCUGGAAGAUUUAACAAUGGCACAAGAUUCAGAGAAGAGAUUUCACCAAAUCAUGGACAAGCUCUUUACCCCAUCGAAAUCUCAGCUUCCUUCUUCCUCCACCAGUUCUUCUGUAGAGCAACAAUCAAGAGGCAAGAAGCGUCCAAAUCCUUCAUCUGCGUUAGCAUUGGUUGAGCCAAAGACGGUAUUAGCUACCAUUGAUAGGUCUUCAGCUUUGAAGGUUCCUGCUGGAACAUCGCCGUCUGGUCUUUGUAGGCCGUGGGAUAGAGGAGAUCUUAUGAGGAGGCUAGCUACUUUUAAGUCCAUGACUUGGUUUGCCAAGCCCCAGGUUAUUAGUGCGGUAAAUUGUGCGAGGAGAGGGUGGGUGAAUGAUGAUGCAGAUUCUAUAGCUUGUGAAUCUUGUGGAGCUCAUCUUUACUUUUCAGCCCCAUCUUCUUGGUCCAAGCAACAAGUGGAGAAAGCGGCAUCAGUCUUUAGCUUAAAGUUGGAUAGUGGACACAAAUUACUUUGUCCAUGGAUAGAGAAUUCAUGCGAAGAAACGCUUUCUGAGUUUCCUUCAAUGACACCGCAGGAUUUGGUAGAUAGACACGAAGAACGGUCAGAAGCUUUACUUCAACUUUUGGCCCUUCCUGUUAUUUCACCAUCAGCCAUUGAGUACAUGAGGAGCUCAGAUCUGGAGGAAUUUCUCAAACGACCUAUUGCACCUGCCAGUAGUGACACCGCAGCAGAAAGCUCUCAAACAGAAUCCCUUAUCAAUCAUGUUGGAGCGAGCCCGGCUCAACUUUUCUACCAGGCACAAAAACUUAUCAGUUUAUGUGGCUGGGAACCGCGGGCACUUCCUUAUAUUGUGGAUUGCAAAGAUAAAUCGAGUGAGACCGCUAGGGGUAUAGAUACUAUUGAUUUACUGCCAGAAACUGCUACCCGCGAGCUUCUAAGCAUCUCUGAUUCAACCCCAAUUCCAGAUGGAGUAUCAGGGAAUAAUGAGAACCCAACACUUCCUGACACAUUAAACUCUGAUCCGAGUUCUGUUGUACUUGACUGCAAGCUCUGUGGGGCCUGUGUUGGUCUAUGGGUUUUCUCAACUGUUCCAAGACCACUAGAAUUGUGUAGAGUCACUGGUGAUACCGAAAUUAGUACAGAGAAACAUCCCAGGGGUGGUACUCUUCAAAAUCAACCUUCGAGCUUGAAGUUUACCAUAGCAGGAGGACCCCCAGCAACAAAACAAAACUUCAAAGCAACAAUAUCGCUGCCUAUUAUCGGGAGGAACUUAAGGUCAAGAUUUGCUUCUUACUCUAGAGAUCAUGAUCAUGGGGAUGUCAGUUCUAUUCAGGAUCAACAGAGUAAAACUGCAGAGAACAACGGUGAUGUUACACAAAAUAGCGAUCAAGUGAUGAAUGAUAUAGGAGAGAAGGCUGAUGGAGGAAGAAACUCAGCUGAUAUAGAGAGUGAUAUUGCACUACAAAACAAAGACAAACAAAUGAUGGUAGAAAGGUCAAAUCUUCCUGAUAACAACAAACCAAAGGAUUCAACUGCAGGAAAAUCAGUGACAUCAAACAAACAGAUGGAAUUUGAUCCAAUCAAGCAACAUAGGCAUUUCUGUCCUUGGAUCUGGUCAACGGGUAGAAGAGGUCCUGGAUGGCGACAGACUCUGUCUGCAUUACAACGCCAUAAAGGAUCUUGUCAGACUCCACCGACACCCUCUUCCCUGUUCAAGGUAGAUGAUCCGUUAACAUCUGUUCGGAACCUAUUUAAGUCGCCAUCCCCCAAAAAACGAAAACUGAACGGAGGAUCUUCAAGCUGAGACACCAGACGAUUUUGUUCCUGAAAAAACUUGAGCCCUCUUGGUCUACACUGUAUCCGAAAUUUCGGAACUUGAUAAAACUGUAACAUUCAU
This is a messenger RNA of Arabidopsis arenosa, 1989 nucleotides long. The record is from the annotation of a GenBank genome assembly. Lineage: Eukaryota; Viridiplantae; Streptophyta; Magnoliopsida; Brassicales; Brassicaceae.